UUUUAACAUAUGAAAGAAAGAGAGAUAAUUUGACUCAAAGCCUGUCAAGCAAACAUACGGCAGCUGCAUAUGUGUUUACGAUUUACUAGUCAAAGGUAGAGUUAUGUAGGAAUCAAGGGAAAAUAACGGGUGGUGCUUCCGUUUGAUACCUCCGCUCACACCUACACAUCUGAGUAGCUAUCUCCGAGUAAUCGUGGAUUACACAACAUAAUUUAUGAGCUGAUACACACUGCUAACAUUCUCUCGACGAUAACUGACAAGUACAAAGCACUUCAUCAUUGGCGAUAGCAAUCCUUCUCAAUCGCGUUUCAUGACAGUUUUUUUUUCUUUCUCUCUUAUUGUUGUUGUUGCAAGCUGUGCAACAGGGAGACGAAAGGUGACUACUAUGUGAUCUUUUGAAGACGCAAAGCAUCAUAAAUGAGUUUGAUUCACCUGCUGUGCUGCUCGAAGAGUGGCAGAACAGGAUGACAUUCCUUGGAAAAAUGAUGUCCUCAUAAACACCUAGACAGGUGUCCUAACAACCAUCUAGACAGGUGUCCUAACAACCAUCUAGACAGGUGUCCUAACAACCAUCUAGACAGGUGUCCUAACAACCAUCUAGACAGGUGUACUAACAACCAUCUAGACAGGAGUACUAACAACCAUCUAGACAGGUGUACUAACAAACACCCAGACAGAUGACCAGGAUGGUGUAAUACCUACUCGCCGUUCACUCCAUUUUCUAAACAUCGCUAUCAUCCAACUUUCAAUAACAGUUUCUGGUAGGUAAAUCUUUAUAGGCGUAUUGCCGAAAAGGUUUAUUAAAGCAUGACAGGUAUUAGUAAUGUACCCAGACUGAUCUACUGUACAUGGGUAAACACUGUGACCCAACCAUGCAGCUCCAAAGAUUUCUGUAACCAAUCAGCAAUUUCCUCUUUCUUGUCCCAUGAAAGAAAACGGACGUUCCCAAGGAAAUUUUUCAUUAACAUUCUUCUUCUUAGUCGUCGGGUGUGCUAUAUAUAGUCUAAAAACUCACACUGUGAUGUUUUCUUUUUAUUUAUUCUUCUGUUAGACAUCCGCAUUUAGCCGACCUUGGAGUCCGUAAAUAAGAAGAGGAAUAAUAUAGUUUUUCUUGCAAGCUUACUUUCUGUAUGGGGUUUGGAGUUUAGCCAAGUCUCCUACUACAGUAACACUUGCCACAUUCAGCAGCCAUGUUACCAGGUUUUUUUUAAUUACUUCACUGAAUGUAGGGUUUAGAUUUCCGCUUGCUCGAGACUGACAAAAACAAAAGAAAGGCUGUAAGCGAUGGCAGCCGCAGGAAGCAGUCAAGGGACGUCAUCCUGCACACUGCGAGAGGCGGUUCUCCAGGGUGGUCUGCCCAUGCUGAUUCGCCUGGAGGAGGGCUUCUACGGGCCUGAUGAGGCUACCUGCAUGUCGCUCGGUGAUGUCCUGGCCCUCCAGAGUGCAAUGGUUGUCAACAGCCAGAACGUCGUGAUUGCUUACUACAAGAACGAUACAAGCAUUAAGGACGAGACCGAUGACAUUGAAGAGGUUGAGACUUAUCGUGCACUCCUCAUCCUGUCCCUCGACAACGAGGACAUCGCCAGUCUCAGAAUCACCAGGUUCCCAGACCCUGGAGGGCUAGCAUUUUCCCGCUACGUGACUGGCAUCUUUUCUGACUGCGACUGGUUUGGUCGCGAAAAGGAGCUCAUGAUCUCUAUGGCUCCCUUGAAAAAAGACAAAGCAUCUCCUGGACCAGCCUCUAGUGGCAUGCCCUUUGGCCCCAACAUGUUCAAUCCUCCCGUGUCACCUCAGUCACGUGAGCCGAGCCAGGUCACUUCCGGGAAGACUUUGAAGAGGACGUGUGGUAAGCUGGUGACGGUUGCUGCCACUGUCACUCGCCGCCGCAAGGUCCCCGCGGAAAGUUCAGUGAGUGACACUGCAACCUCCCCAUCCUCUCCUUCAAGACCAACAGUGUUCCCGCAGCUUCAAACGAUCCUCCGCACAGCGAAGAACAAAACAACGAGCUCCAGUAAAUCUCUCUUUUCGCGACUCUCGUCCAUUGUCUCGCAAGACGCGAGACGCAAGUGCGACGACCACAGCUCCACCGAUGCUGACAGCGACUAUGCCGAACUGGACGAAGCGCUGAUGGACGCCCACACGCACUUCUACCAACGACUUUCCUUCAACGACGACAACCUUAAGCUUCCACCACCAACAUCAGAAAACAACCGUAACACAGGGCGAGCCGACGUUCGGUCCGUUUUCGAGGCCCCCAGUCACUACAGCCAGUUACGUGGAAACCCACGUGAUAUUACACUUCCGGGCCAAUCGUCAUCAGAUUCUCCUCGUCCAAACACUUUCAACAAAACUGAAUAUGGGAAUCAUCGCAGGCUUCGUCACUGAUGAACAUGUCGUAAGUGAGCUCUGCGCAUGUCUGGAGAAGUGCAGGAUGUCGGACCUGGCUCACGUGUGUCGCACUAUGGCUG
This is a messenger RNA of Pomacea canaliculata, 2468 nucleotides long. RefSeq lists its product as uncharacterized. NCBI's taxonomy places the organism in Eukaryota, Metazoa, Mollusca, Gastropoda, Architaenioglossa, Ampullariidae. The record is from RefSeq and is a predicted model, not a curated record. The coding region runs from base 1285 to 2385 and encodes 366 amino acids. The transcript has 7 exons.